GCUUGGUUUGGGCGAUUUCUGUAUAUCUCUCUCUUUCUCUUUCUCUUUCUCUUGGUCCUCAAAAAUCAAAAUCAAGGCAGUGAGUGAGUCAUUUCUCUAACCCUAAAAAGGUCAGGCAUGGGCGAGCCAUCAUCUUCAAAACCUCUCUCUCCUCUCCGAAUCCCAGAGUCACCUCUCUCAACUUCAGAUGUGUUAAGUCGUGAAGAGCUUCUUCGAAGACGAUCGGAACGGUUGAGGCAGGUGACGAAGUUGUACAAAGCGUUUUACUGGGCGUUAAUGGAGGAACUGAGAGCGAAGUACAAAGAUUAUUACUGGAGGUACGGGAAGAGUCCGUACUACAAUGGGGAAGAAGAGGAGGAAGAAGAAGAGGAAGAAGAAGAACAAGAGAGGAACAGGAAUGGGAAUGGGAAUGGGAAUGAAGAGGAUGUCGAAGAGAUGAGAUGUGAAGUGACAGGGUGUAAGGCAAAGGCGAUGGCGUUGACGAGGUAUUGUCAUGCGCACAUUCUUUCGGAUACUAAGCAGAAUCUCUAUAAGCCAUGUUCCUAUUGCAUCAAGAGCACACAGACAGGGCCUAUUCUCUGUUGUAAGCCUGUACUGAGAUCUACAGUUCCUCUUCUCUGUCCUACUCAUAUGCAAGUUGCUGAAAAACAUCUUAUCCGAGCCCUGAAAAGGGCGGGUCUUAAUAUCUCUUCAACCAAAAGGCUUGCUCCAAAGUUCCACGUUGUGGUUGCUGAAUAUGUUCGCCAAAUUCAGACCAAAAGAAGAGCUGCACGAAAAGCUACUGUAGCUAAGGAUCGGAUUGAUGAGGAAAUGAGGUAGGGUGCCUAAUUGUUGAUUAUUAGUCUAUUUGUAUAGGUGUUGGGCUGUUGGUAGCGCAGACAGAUGGCAGUAAUUUGGGUUGGCUCUGAUUGGUGGAGAAGGAUAAGAUCUGGACAGGAUAUUGGACUUUUUUUUUGGUAUUGGAAGUCAAUGUUUUGUGCAUACUUAUUAAAGGUACUUGCUUUCUCUUAUUUAUAUCUAUAUGAAAUUGGCUGGCAGUUAAUAAGCAGAAUGAUGCACAUGUCACUAUAAACUCAAAUGAAGCAUGUGCUCAACAAAAUGUAUAAUGUUGUGAAAUGUAGUAUAGAUGCAUUGUUUCUUGUAUUCAUUUAUUAAUAAAAAUAUCAAAAUUCUGGUUCGUGUA
This is a messenger RNA of Quercus robur (English oak), 1183 nucleotides long. RefSeq lists its product as uncharacterized. The coding region runs from base 118 to 819 and encodes 233 amino acids. Gene Ontology annotation, cellular component: NSL complex. Lineage: Eukaryota; Viridiplantae; Streptophyta; Magnoliopsida; Fagales; Fagaceae. The record is from RefSeq and is a predicted model, not a curated record. The transcript has 2 exons.